AUGUCAAUCAUCACCGAAGCUCCCAAAGGCUCUUCCUCGGCUCAGCCGGCUUGGGUGCGACCUGAACCUGCGGUUGCUGAGCCGGUACUGAAGGUGUACAACUCCCUGACGAGGAGUAAGGAUGCAUUCGUCCCCACAAAAGGCAAACAGGUCGAUUGGUAUAACUGCGGUCCGACCGUAUACGACGCCUCGCAUAUGGGCCACGCCCGUAACUAUCUGACCCAAGAUAUCGUGCGCCGGAUACUGCGGGAUUACUUUGGCUACGAUGUCAACUUCGUGAUGAACGUCACAGAUAUCGACGACAAGAUCAUCCUGCGUGCUCGCGAGUCUCAUCUCCUUGCUCGAACCACCUCUUCCACCCCGUCCCUCACUUCCGACCUUAUCUCCACCGUACAACAAGCCUUCGACGCAUACUUCGCCAAGCGUAUAGUCAAGAACCUCCCCUCGUCCGUCACACCCGCCGAAUUCGAUGGGACCCCCAGCGAGCACUUUGCACUGGUACGGGAAAGAGAUACGAAGGAUGCGGAAUGGGCAAAGGCCGCGAGGGAGAAGGAUGAGAAAUGGGGUCUCUACCUCACUAGCCUGACCCGUGCGGGAGAGGCAUUGGAGGUUGCGAAGCGGAAGCUAGAGGGGCAAGGGGGUUCAGGGGAUGUCAAGGAGCUAGUGGAUGGAGCAGCGGAUGUUCUAGGUCCAUAUCUCGGAGAGACAGUAAGAGACUCUGUAGAGAACCCCAUCCAGGUAUCCCGGGACCUCGCCGCAUACUGGGAGAACCAAUUCUUCACCGAUAUGGCCCGCCUCCGGGUCUUACCGCCAGAUACAGUCACCCGGGUCUCGGAGUACGUCCCCGAGAUCGUCGCGUACGUCGAGAAGAUUAUCCAGAACGGCUAUGCGUACGAAGAGAGCGGGAACGUCUGGUUCGAUGUGGCCAAGUUUGAGGGUGCGGAGGGAGAAUACGGGGAGUGGACGCAUGAGUACGCGAAGCUGCAGCCGGGGAGUAAGGGGAAUAGGAAGUUGAUUGAUGAGGGGGAAGGUGCUCUGACCACAUCUCAAGGCAAGCGACAAGCAGCAGACUUUGCGCUCUGGAAGUCGAAACGCGCGGGCGAGCCGGCCUGGGCUAGCCCAUGGGGAGAAGGGCGGCCAGGAUGGCAUAUCGAGUGCAGUGUCAUGGCGAGCGCGAUACUCGGCAAGGGGAUGGAUAUACACUCUGGAGGGGUGGAUCUGAUGUUCCCACAUCAUGACAAUGAACUGGCGCAGAGCGAGGCGUAUCAUGGCUGCCAGCAAUGGGUCAACUACUUCUUACAUACGGGUCAUCUCCAUAUUGAGGGAUUGAAGAUGAGCAAGUCACUCAAGAAUUUCAUUACUAUCGAGGAAGCCCUUCGUGACUACUCGGCUCGGCAGUUACGCAUAGCGUUCAUGCUGCAGUCGUGGAAUGCCAAGAUGGACUUCAAGAAGGAUCUGAUAUCGGAUGUGCGGACCAAGGAGGAAACCUUCGAUAACUUCUUCUCCAAUGUCAACGCUCGGAUACGACAAAGCGACCGCAGCUCUGAUGGGAAACAUCACUUCGACGCCCCUGAGUUUACCCUCAUGUCGGACUUCCAUACCGCGCAACAUGACUUCCGCGUCGCGCUCUGCGACUCCUUUAAUACCCCAUCCGCGCUCAUCGUCCUCCUCGACAUCGUCUCCAAGGUGAACGUCUACAUUGCGACUCGCGGCUCAGCGGCGAACCUUGAGCCUGUUCAAGUCAUCGCCGAGUGGGUGACCCGGAUGUUGCGGAUGUUUGGGCUGGGCGAGGGGCCUGUGUCGGAGGGUCAGAUCGGAUGGGGCAAGGAAUUGGGCGAGGGCGAGGAGAAUGGAGAGGAGUUUGAGAAGAAGGUGGACAAGUACCUCAAGGCGCUGGUGGGGUUCCGGGAUGAGAUACGGAAGAUUGCGCGGGAUGGGGGUGAGAGCAAGGAGAUUCUGGCGCUGUGUGAUCGGUUUAGGGAUAGGGAUCUGGUGGAGCUCGGUGUGCAGCUGGAUGAUGGGCAAGGAGCGGAUGGAGGUGCCUUGUACAAACUCACCGACCCCGCUAUCCUCAUUCGUCAACGAGAAGAAAAGGCCGCUAUCCAAGCCGACAAGCUGGCCAAGAAGGCUGCGCAAGCCAAGGAGGCCGAGGCGAAGCGGAUAGCCCUGCUCGAGAAGGGCAAAACGCCGCCUGGGGAGAUGUUCCGACCGCCGAAUGUGCCAGAAGGGACGUAUACCGAGUGGGACGAGCAGGGGCUGCCGAAGAAGGACGGGGAGGGCAAGGAGGUGGCCAAGAGUGCGGUGAAGCGGUUGAUGAAGGAGCAGAAGGCACAGGAGAAGGCGCAUGAGGCUUGGUUGGCUUGGAAGAAGGAGGAAGGGGAGAAGUAG
Dioszegia hungarica is the source of this 2388-nucleotide messenger RNA. Its product is annotated as tRNA synthetases class I (C) catalytic domain-containing protein. Bases 1 to 2388 code for a protein of 795 amino acids. The record is from RefSeq and is a predicted model, not a curated record. Gene Ontology annotation, molecular function: cysteine-tRNA ligase activity; ATP binding. Gene Ontology annotation, cellular component: cytoplasm. Gene Ontology annotation, biological process: cysteinyl-tRNA aminoacylation. NCBI's taxonomy places the organism in Eukaryota, Fungi, Basidiomycota, Tremellomycetes, Tremellales, Bulleribasidiaceae. The transcript is spliced from 10 exons.